GACACCCCUUCCAACGAGUGCGCCAGCCCGACCCCAUCAACACAGCUCUUCUGUGCAGACUUACAAUCUCAACCCAUCGCCGAGACCCUAUAACAUCAGUCCCUCUCCUUUCCCCUACGAUCCAACCCCAUCACCGCGUCCCUAUAACCCCAGUCCUUCUCCUCUUCCUCAUGACCCUACCCCAUCAUCCUAUCCCUACGUGAGCUCCUCGCCUUUCCCUUAUGAAUCUAGCGCGUCACCUCGGCCCUACGCCUCAAACCACUCUCCCAGCCCGUAUAGAUCCGUCUCACCCGAUCGUCCCUUCGAUUUGAUCCCUUCUUAUCACCCCAGUCACUCGGCCCCAGCCACUCACCCCCACGACUCGAGUCCCAUUUCUUCCUCGCAUGACACCAGAUCUCCAAAAUAUCCCCAUGACACAGGCCCAUCCCCAAGACCCCUUCAUCGCCCAGACUACGAGAGACCCAGUCCUCUGCCGUCCCAUCCCCACGGGCCGUCCACAGAGGCCCCAGCGACCGUCACUAGCACCGUCCCGCGGCCGGUGGAGCCGCUCCCAGCGCCACCUACAGAAGUGACCGAUUCGCAGCUCGAUCACACAGAGCCGAUCUCUGAGGGGUACGAACGAGAGAAAGAGCGGCAGAAGGAGCACACUGCUGAGACUGAGGGAUGGGAGAGGUACCCAGACGAGGUGCAGCGAGGCCAGAGUGACCACUCGUUAUCCCCUGGCCAGCGGCACGGUCCAAGCGAGGCGCACAUAUCUCCCGGAACAGCGCCCGACGCAAUCAGGCUGGCUCCUCACGGGGCAGACACAGGGGCAACCCAUGACCCAGGCUUUGAGAGUAACGAGCCGCCAUAUAAGAGCAGUACUGAACCAUUGAUAAGCACAGCUGAGGAGGAAAGAACUGAGGUAGCAUAUUCCAGCAGGCAACGAUCGCCUGACAUUGAAUCAAACCCAUCCUCGAUACGGCUGGCUGAGUACACAUUACCUUCCAAAAGCCAGCACUCUGGCUCUCCCAAGGAGACGCGCCCAGCCCCACAUCAGUCCGAGCCACCGGCGAACUCCCGGCCCAUCGAUCGACCUGUGGAAGUCUCCGUCGCUUCCACAGCAGCGCCGGGAAGUGCCUACUUUCCUGUUACGACCAGCGCGCCCUCUGCGCGGCCGGCCAGCUCCAGUCCGAAGUCGCCGCCGCCGGCCGUACCUCUGCGCAGGAUCAAGGUGCGGAGACGGCUGAGGAAGGUUCGACGGAGACGGCCCAAGCUAGCAGGGAAGGGCGGAGAGCGGACUGAGUGUCCGAGUGGGCGAGUCACUCCUGAACAGCUCCCCGAGCGAGAGAGGACGUUCGAGAGACAUUCAGAGCGAGACGAGAGAGACAGGGGUGAGACACCCGAUAAAUACACCCAGGCUCGGACGGAGAGGAUGCGGACCAAACAGCAGGAGAUAAAGCUACGUCAAAUGAAGACCCAGGAGCAAGGCAGGCUGCUGCGAGAGGAGAAACUGCGGCGCGCCAGGCAGGACGCCGCUCUCAAAACCAAGCGGGGAGAGCGGCCGCGCUGGGAGGGCGAGGAGCGGCCCCGCUCCCGGCAGAGGGAGACGGUGAUGACGGAGGGUGCACAGAGCCCACCCAGCACCAGUACCACCAGUCGGCCGCAGCACACCUUCCCCCCGUACCGACCCACCAGCACCACUGAGCGGCCGCGGUACACGUUCCCACCGUACCGACCCAGUAAAGACUCGGCCACACCGCCCGGAGAGCUGCCGUUCGGGGCGCGGCUCGGCAAACGGAAGAAAUACGGGGGCUGAGAUAAACGAAACAAUACACAUGGGAUCUGAGCGGCGGAGAGCCACAGAUGGGUGGGUGAGUACAGCUCAGGACAGAAGACAGACAGACUGACACAGGUCAGGACAGGGAACAGGACUAGCCGACACGUGUCCGCACAGGUCGCGGAUACAAGAGUGAACGUCACGGGCCAAGACAGGAGACCUAGACUAACCGUGACGGGUCAGGUCAGAGAACACCAGACCAGCCGCGAACAGAGUAAAAUGUGUCCAGGGCCCAGACCGAGGUCCCACAAAGAAAGCAGUUUGGAAAUGUUUUUAGUACCUGCAGUCUGCACUAUAUCCAGUGACACCGCUUAAUCGUUUACUGAUUCACUGGCGUUUCGCUAUUGCUGAAAUACACCACUGAAACCAAUUUAAGCCCGGCGGGUGUGCGUAGUAGUAUCAUAUCAUAGUAUCAUAUCCCAUGGUAAUGAUAAUGAAAUGGUGUUGGGAGGAGCAGACAGUGCAGCUGAUUAGAAGAAUAUGAUAUAAACCAGCUAAUAUGUCGGAUUUCAGGUAUAUCAGAGCAGGGUAGCAUAUCGUGUGCCGUAUGCGCUAGUGUCGUUCCAAUGAAUCCAUCCCCUGGUACUCUGUAUGUUGACACUCAGUAUGAAAUGUCGCUGAAUUUGCGGAGCAAGUCUGGUAUACGCGAUCGUUCGCCAGACGACAGAAUGCAUCAGUAGGACCGUGUGCUUGUGCGUGUGUCGAUGAGAAGCUGUUUACUCGCAGGUAGAUGCAAAAUCGUUUGGUGCAUCAGGAUUUCGUGCUUUCACUGAGACAAUGUGAAAUGUAGUCAUGUCGCAUAUGCUUAAUAACAAAAUAAACGAUCAGUAGAGAA
Amphibalanus amphitrite is the source of this 2654-nucleotide messenger RNA. RefSeq lists its product as uncharacterized. NCBI's taxonomy places the organism in Eukaryota, Metazoa, Arthropoda, Thecostraca, Balanomorpha, Balanidae. Bases 1415 to 1798 code for a protein of 127 amino acids. The record is from RefSeq and is a predicted model, not a curated record. The transcript has a single exon.